Messenger RNA from Rodentolepis nana, 177 nucleotides. Lineage: Eukaryota; Metazoa; Platyhelminthes; Cestoda; Cyclophyllidea; Hymenolepididae. The record is from the annotation of a GenBank genome assembly.
AUUCUGGAUUACGAGAGUCUCUACGAAGUCAUGUGUAAACCAGCCUGGCUAUUCGACGGUCGUCUAAUUUUGGACCACCAGAAACUCAAGAAAAUCGGCUUCCACGUCAAGACAAUCGGGGUGUACUCCAAUGGUCCACUCGAUAACCUCCACUUUACCACCAGAGGAUUCAGUUGA